Messenger RNA from Biomphalaria glabrata, 3179 nucleotides. Its product is annotated as dynein assembly factor with WDR repeat domains 1-like. The coding region runs from base 87 to 1334 and encodes 415 amino acids. Gene Ontology annotation, molecular function: protein binding. The transcript has 13 exons. Lineage: Eukaryota; Metazoa; Mollusca; Gastropoda; Planorbidae. The record is from RefSeq and is a predicted model, not a curated record.
UAUCAGCGGAAGUUUACGUCGCCAUGUUGAAUACCAGAGCAUUUUGUCUCAAGAAUUAGAAAACUGCUUAUCAAAGCAUUUAUAAAAUGAAGCUCAAACGAUUUCUUCUCAGAUAUUAUCCACCUGGUAUUAUUUUGGAAUAUGAACAAGGAGGAGUGCUCAAGACCAAAUCUAUAGAUUUACUUGAUCUUUCACCCACAACUAACAUUGAUCAAGUGGUUGAAGAAAUAACACAAAAAGAGCCCCUCAUCACACCAUCCAAAGUUGAACAAGUGAAAAAACUUGUGGCUCGUCUUCAAGAAAAAAUUGGCCAGAAAGAAGAUCAUCAAUUCUAUUUAUUCAAGGUCCUGAGAGCUCAUAUACUGCCUUUAACAAAUGUUGCAUUUAAUAAAUCUGGUUCAAGUUUUAUAACAGGGAGCUAUGACAGAACUUGCAAAGUCUGGGAUACCAGCUCUGGGGAAGAAAUCCACACAUUAGAUGGUCACAGAAAUGUAGUCUAUGCUAUAUCUUUCAACAAUCCUUAUGGGGAUAAGAUUGUGACAGGAUCAUUUGAUAAAACUUGUCGCAUCUGGAGUUCAGAGAGUGGGAAAUGUUUCCAUGUAUAUAAAGGACAUACAGCUGAGAUAGUUUGUGUUAGCUUCAACCCACAGAGUACACUGAUAGCUACAGGAAGUAUGGACACUUCCUGCAGGAUUUGGGAUGUAGAGAAAGGGACGGACAUUGCCAAUUUAACUGGACAUACUGGCGAGAUUAUCUCCCUUUCUUUCAGCUCAACUGGUUCAGAGCUGAUCACAGCAUCAUUUGAUCAUACUGUGUCAUUGUGGGAUGUCCGCUCUCACAAACGUAUUCAUACAUUGGUGGGUCACAAGGCAGAAAUUAGCAGUGCGCAGUUUAACUGGGACUGUUCUCUUAUAGCCACCGGCUCUAUGGAUGGUACUUGUAAACUUUGGGACAGAGCCUCAGGUCGCUGUACAGCCACACUCAAGGCUCACGCUGAUGAAAUCUUAGAUGUUGGCUUUGAUUGCACUGGUCAGAGAAUUCUGACUGCUUCUGCUGACAACACAGCCUGCUGCUACAAUGCUCUUACCAAUCAGCAAAUUUCUAAGUUUUUAGGACACGAGGGGGAAAUAUCAAAGAUCACAUUCAACCCUCAGGGGACAUUGGUCAUGACAGCAAGUGCGGAUAAAACAGCUCGGCUUUGGGACCCUGAGACUGGUGAAUGCAAACAAGUUCUGGAAGGUCACACUGAUGAAAUAUUCAGCUGCGCAUUUAAUUACGAAGGAACUACAAUUAUAACAGGAAGCAAAGACAACACAUGCAGAGUUUGGCGAUAACAAAGUAUUGUGGGAUAGAUAAAACAAAGCUUCAUCUCUAUGACCAAAUACCACCAAGUGCAAUGUUCUGGGGCGGAGUCUAUUGACAGUAUUAAUUUUAAAAUAGACGAAUUUUUAAAAUGAGUCUACAAUUUCAUUUAUAUUCAAGUUUUUUAUGUUAGUGGGGGAGAUUUUGAGAUUGUUGUGUAAAGAAAGUUUUUUCUUUUCCUGAAUAGUCCUGAAAAGCUCUGUUUUAGAAAUGUUUAUUAUACACAUACAUAAAACUGCUGAUUUGCUUUACAAAACAAGUCAAUGUGUUGAUUUGAUACAUGUAUAUAUAAAUCUGUAUUUUUCUACUUUCCUCCCAUUGUAUUUGUGACAGUAGGUGGCCCUGUGACUACAAGCUGAUUAAAGAACUUUUUAUGAAUGUAUACAGUCAGAUUGUACUAUCUUGCAUAACUAAGUUUAUUUUGCAGUUGCUGAAAGCAAAUUGAAAAUUUUUUUUACUAAUUAGCUUAUGGCACUUGGAUGGCUGCCUGGUUGUUUGGUAUGUACUCUGGACCUUCCCAGAUUUGAACCCUGCCCUUCGCCAUCCUGCAUGAGGUUUGGACUAGGAUGUAAUCAUUUUCACUUUCGAAGGAACAUCCAAAACAUGUAAAACAAAGAAAUGUUCCUACACAGUAUCAAAAUGUUUAUAAUGGAAAAUAAUAGUUCAAAAUAGAUUCUGUGAUGAUUUUAUAUAUAUAUAUAUAUAUAUAUAUAUAUAUAUAUUUGUAAGGAAACAAUAUUGGGUGUUCACAUGAUAAUCUAUUUACUAUCCUACUAUUUUUUCAUUUGUAAGGACUAUACAUUACAACUUUGUUUAUUUCUUGAGUAUUCGUAUUCUUGGUAACUUCAUAGUAAGAGAAACUAUCUUGAAAUUUCAGUAAACAAUUAUAUACUUAUGCCGUCCAAUAGCUGCAUUGAGCUAUCACAACUAUUUUUUUUUUUAUUUUCUAAAAAUGUUUUUCUAAAUUUUGAAAUGUUGUUUUCAUAUCAUAAAUAUGUGUAACUCUUCAAUGUUUAAUGCAUUCAAUCAUCCAGUUUUAUCUUCAGCUGUUUGUGUUUGUUUUUAAUUACAAACUACUAAUUAGAUAAAAAACCUGGUAACUAAUAUUUGUGUCAAUUUUUUAAAUAGUAUAUGUAUUUCAAAAGAUAGUCUAAUCUUUAAAAAUAGAAAAGGCAUUUCAUUUAAUUUCACAGUUGUAUUUUUUGGUCAAAUAUUUCAUUCCUUGGCAGUUAAUAGUUUGAUUAACACUGCCUUCAGUUUUAGUGACUGUUUAGUUUGGUCAUUAUUUCUAUAUUAAUUGUUUCAAUGCAUAGUUUCUAAAUUCUGAAAAUUAAAAAAAAAAGUGUAUAAACUUUUUUGAUUCUGAAAUCAGCUUUGUUGUGUGGUAUGCACUACCUGAGAACCUUUGAUAGUCUCAAUGGUCCUGGGUUCCAGUCCUGCAGGCUUCCAUCAAAACACUGCAGUAAUUUUUUUACUAGAAUGUGAUAAUCUUUCAUUUUGAAGGAACACAGGAAACAUGUAAAAGAAACAUUUUUUAGAAUAACAAGAGAGUGUUUGAAUUUUAUAUAGAGAGUAUUUUUUAAAAAAUUAUUACAUGUGAAUAUUGAUUUUAUUUUAAAAAUGAAGAUAUGCUAAUUUAAUGAAAAGAUGUUUUUGUAAUUUUUAAUCAAAGUUAGUAAUCUGAAAGACAUAUUAAUAAGUUAUUUUAAAGUCAUACUUUAUAGACAUUUCUGGUAAAUAAUUUAAUGACAAAAUAUUUUUUAACAUUUGAAGAUGUGUGUUAUGCUUAUUAGAUUUACAUUUGUUGUUUUUUUUUU